CGAUCACGUGACCGCCGACCUUCCUCCUGCUUUCCACUCUGGCAGUCCUGCAGCAGUUUGACACAACAUGGCUUUCUUCACACACCACAUCUGCAGGGGUCUGUCCUCCUCUGCUGUGAGACAUGUUGUCAUAAAAAAUGUGACGAUUAUCGGAGGGGGGCAGAUGGGUGCGGGGAUUGCACAGGUCGCUGCCUCUACUGGCCACGCGGUGACGCUGGUGGACACAAAUGAGGACAUCCUCAAAAAGGCAGUGAAAGGGAUUGAAGGGAAUCUUAAAAGAGUGGUGAAGAAGAAGUUUGCUGACAAGCCAGAGGCAGGGGAGGAGUUCCUGCAGAAAGCCAUGCAGAACGUGUCCAUCUCCACAGAUGCUGGAUCAGUUGUUCAGGGCACAGAUCUUGUGGUGGAGGCCAUUGUGGAAAAUCUGAAAGUGAAACAGGAUCUGUUUGGUGGGCUUGACAAGGUGGCACCAGCACACACCAUCUUUGCCAGCAACACCUCCUCUCUCUCCAUCACUGACAUCGCCAGCUCCACCAGCAGGCUGGACAGAUUCGGAGGACUUCACUUCUUCAACCCCGUCCCUGUGAUGAGGCUCGUAGAGGUCAUUGCAACCUCAAGUACAAGCCAAGAGACGUUCGAUUCCCUCCUGAACUUCAGCAAAAUGCUUGGGAAGACAUCCGUGUCCUGCAAGGACACACCGGGAUUCAUCGUGAACCGCCUGCUGCUUCCUUACAUCCUGGAUGCCGUCCGGAUGUAUGAGAGAGGUGAUGGAUCCAAAGAGGACAUUGAUAUUGCCAUGAAACUUGGAUGUGGUUAUCCCAUGGGACCCUUUGAGCUCUCAGACUACGUAGGACUGGACACCAUGAAGUUCAUCAUGGAUGGUUGGUCUGCAGCGAAUCCUGACAACCCGAUGUUCGCUCAGAGUGAAGUGCUCAACAAGCUGGUUGCAGAGGGCAAGUUCGGCAAAAAGACAGGAGAAGGAUUCUACAAGUACAAGUGAUGUCCUCACUAGAACUUUAAUAAUAAAGCCAUCUAACAAGGACGAAUCAGAAACAAAGUGUGCCUUCUAUGAUAAACGUCGACUUUUGUCUGUCAGUCCAUCUUCUUCUGAAUGAUAUCCUUUUGUGUGUGGAGAUUAAAUCAGAUUAAAAUAGAUUUUUCAAAUA
Molecule: messenger RNA, 1163 nt
Organism: Notothenia coriiceps (black rockcod)
Lineage: Eukaryota; Metazoa; Chordata; Actinopteri; Perciformes; Nototheniidae
Gene: hadh
Product: hydroxyacyl-CoA dehydrogenase
Exons: 8
Coding region: 68-997 (309 amino acids)
Biological process (GO): fatty acid beta-oxidation
Cellular component (GO): mitochondrion
Molecular function (GO): (3S)-3-hydroxyacyl-CoA dehydrogenase (NAD+) activity; NAD+ binding
Source: RefSeq, a predicted model, not a curated record